Messenger RNA from Heterobilharzia americana, 4026 nucleotides. NCBI's taxonomy places the organism in Eukaryota, Metazoa, Platyhelminthes, Trematoda, Strigeidida, Schistosomatidae. The record is from the annotation of a GenBank genome assembly.
CGACAACAGAUAUGGCGGGCUUGUGAGUGUCGUUCGUUUGGAAGGUCAAGAUGAUGGUAUGGAGGCAUUCAUAGCCAGACUUGCUGUUUAUGACUGGACGGGUCUUAGGAGAUUAUUCUCUUCGGUUGUUUUUCAUCUGAGUGCUUUGCCUAGCAGCACUAAUGUCUUGAUCCUGAUUUUUUCAAUAAUUUUACUGAUAUCUGUGACUGCUUAUUCCUUCCGGAAAGUCCAACCAAAAAAGUUAGAUAAACGCUAUACGAAUAGUCCAGGAAAUGGUUUUUGGCCUGAAUACGAGAAUGUGGAUACUUCGCACCUUCUUCGGCUAUAUAAAUCAAACAACUUUACAGCUUCAAUGUUCUGUAACUUUUGGUUGGCAAAAGUGAAUGAUUAUUUAAAUGAUGCCCUGGGAAAAGGACGCAUUCAUCUGAAUCCCGUAUCAGAAUGUACAUUGUCUGACGUAAAAGUUUCGGAUUUUGAAAUUCAUCAUGAAGAUUCCCCCGGAUCUUUGACUUUGUAUUUUUCUGUUUCCAUUCCAAUGCUUUGCAUGUAUGCGGACUUCGUCAGCAAGGAAAAUGAAUUGUCUCAGAAAAUAACACUGUCAUUGAAAAAUUACUUUAUGAAGAUGUCCUGUAAGGUGCAGUUUAACGAAAUUGUGCUUUUGAGGUUGAGAAUGUGUGCUACAUCAGCACCUCAGUUUGAUCUGACCACGGAUACGUCACUACCCAUGUCUUUAUGUUAUCUUAAGAAGUUACUUGCCAACAUAAUUUCAAAGGUAAAUGUAUCGUGGUCACCGGACGAUCAUUUACAACAAGUCUCAAGUCGUAAGGAUGCAUCAUUUCACACGGCGAAUGCCUUACCCCAUAAGGUCGGAGAUACUCCAUUACACCACGAACCACAAAAUGAUGCAAAUCGUACGGAAACAUAUCACAGCUGGAUCAAUCUACCAGUGAAAACACUAUCAUGCGAAUUAAACAAUCUAGAAUCUACCAAUCAAAACCAACCCAAGAAUGUAAACCAUCAUGACACUGAGCGGGGUGCUGAAGUGAAAUCUGUGGUUGUAGAAGACGGAAGUUCUUUGUCACUAGCUCAUAAAGGCCAAUCUUCCCCAGUUGUGCUUGCCCAUAAUGCUCGUUUACGCCAAUCUUUAGUAGCUCGUCAAGCUCCACGACCGUUUAGGUGUAAAAUGGUCAGAUCAGCAUCUUGUUAUGGAGAAGAGUGUGCUGCUAGCUUGUUACAAGAGCAGGAGCUUGAAUUUGUUAAUGACUUGAACUUUCAAAACAUAGGAUUAAAGAAAAUGGGACCUAAAGUUCAGAUACAAAAGGAAGCCGAUUCUGCAUUCUCCAACGAACAAGAUGUAGUUGAAUCAGAUGCAACAAAAAAGAGGGAGGUUGAAGACUCAAAUCCCCAUGCCACCAAGCAAUACGAGUUGCUACAGCAAUUUCAACACUCCCCUCCAAUGCGCAAAUCAAAUAUCAGUGUGGAUGUGUCACCUUUGAGAGAAAGAAUGGCAAACAAUCUCGCAUCGAAAAAGCUAUUGGUCAAAGUGGUUAAGGCUGAGGAACUGUCAGUAAAAAGUCUUUCGGGGGCAUACUGUGUGGUGGAAUUGGAUGAGCCGUACCAAAGACAUUCAACUCAUUGUUCAGUGUCAGGGCAAUUGUUUUGGGACCAACACUUGCUUUUUGAUCUGAACAAUAACUCCAAACGUAUUGCACUCGAAGUUUUUGAACUGGGUAAAAGAAAAAAAUCAUAUUCACGAGGUCGUGCAGAAUUAUUAUUGACUCAUCUACUAACCAACCCUAAUGGUGAUGGAGAUGUGGAAACAAAUUCGUUUAAUAUAAGUGAUACAAUACGACGUCAGAUACCACUCAUUGAUCGAUCAAGCAAUUCGGCGGAUAACGCUAGUGCGAACAGUGCUGUUACUUCCGGUGCCGUCCAGUCGAUUGUAGGUGGUAACAGUCUUUCUACAGCUGCAAAUCAAACCACAUCUGCCAAUACAAAUAUAGUUGGUCAGCUGGGUAUGAAUGCAAUUAGCAGUAUUACAGCAGAGUUCAAUUUUAUGGAAAAAGCUACUGAAGAUAUCCGUUCACGUCCAUCUCCUAGUUGUGUUCAAAUACAACGUGUUCAUUCUUCAAAGGUCUUGCAAUCUGAAGGUAUAUUUAAUAUCAGCCAAGAUCAUCAAUCAGCAAACCAAAGUGGUGCUUUUUCACAUUCCCCUUCAUUAGAGUUUUCAAAUAUCAAAUCGACUUCUUCGAUGCAUAAUAAGAUCAUAAGUGAACAUGUGAUGCACUCUGUAACGGAACAUCUGCAGACAGAUUCUGGAGAAGAAGUUGACAGUUCUAAAGGUGGGGAUGCUGUAAAAAUGUCGUUUAAAGAUAAAGCUAGUGAAACAAAACUUGGUACAUCUGUAAAAACUGGAAAUGUUUCUUCUCCACUUUCUAGUCGAAGAACUCGUGGUGAGUUACUUUUUAUUCACAGCGUUGAUGAAGAACAUCCUACUACACCAUCUCCGUUGAUAUAUGAUACAACAAAGCUUUCAGAAACAAGCUCUGAUGGUCAUGACUCCUCAUGUGAUUUGAAUGAACUGUGUAAAGAAUUAAUUCCUUCUGAUGCACAACACACAAACGAAGGAUCUGCAGAAUCAGACACUCAUUUCAAAUCACCAGGCACUACUUCAGAUGAUCCCACAAUACUAUUUGGAAGUAAAACAGAUUCAAAAGAAAAUGAUGGUUUACGAAAGCGCUCAGCCCUACUAGGUUCUACCGCAACAAAUUCUACGAAUAACUUAGAUCUGUUGAGUGAUUUGCAAAGAGUCGAUUCUCCAGUAAGCUUAGGUAGCCCAGCUGUAACAUCAAGAGCUCAUUCGCUUGCCAGUCGCUUAAAGUCAACUCGUAUUUUAAGUUCAGGCGUCCUGCGUUCUGGAAAGCGUGGAGCAAUGGAUGAACCGAUAGGCAGUUGUAGCAAUGUCAGCUCUUUGGCCCUACUUGGUCCUUCACGUCAACUUGCUGGUGUUGUGGCAGGUUUAAGUUCGCUGGCUUCAGAUUCUGCAGCAGCACCUACUGCAGCUGCUCUUGCCUCUGCUAUGGCUGUUGUUGGAGCGACUGGUAAUUGGCAACCUCAGUUAACCGUUGAUUCAGAUUCUGCGCACUUUUCUGGUUCUGCAGUCCUUUCAGAUUUAUCGUCCCGAAGAGACAGUAAAGUAGAAAUAUCCGAUGAUCCUCCUUCUGUGCAACCCCUCAGUACAUCGUCUUUCGGCCCACCUGUACAUUUUGUACCACCACCUGCUUAUAUUGCUACUGAUAGUCCUGGCACGUUUAUGGCAUUAAGUCAGCCACGUCGUUCAGAUGCUUCUAAUUUAAGCCUUUUCAGAAUAUUUCGUCAUAAAAAGAAGCGAUUUCGAUCCGUUGGUGCGGAAAAGUUAAUCUAUUGGGAGACGAAUAAUUUUGAUGACUUAGAUGCCAUCUCUACAGAAGGUUAUCAUCGUAUACUUCAAGAUGACUGUGAGAAAAACAGUACUGAUCAAUUUCCAGGAAAGUAGUCAUUAAGUGAGUUUACCUCACAUGGCAGUUCGUUCGAUGCAGAAAAAGGAAUAUAGCCGCUAUCCAUCUUUCCAUGGCUACUUUUCAGAAGCGGUCAAUUUAUACCACAUGACAGUUUCGGCUGCUUCCUGAAAACCAUUUCAACAAAAAUAUAUAUACAUUACUAACUUCUUUAUUUCUAUGUAAUACAUGUAACUCAAAUCAAAGAUCAAAAAUAAUAUAUAUAUAUAUAUAUAUAUAUAUAUAUAUAUAUAUAUAUAUAUAUAUAUAUAUAUAUCUUUAAAGCGUAUGCCAACUGCUGUUAACCUUUUCCUUGUUAAUAUUGAAAUAUUGGUUACGUCAGAUAUCUACGUAUACCGAAUUGGUUGUUUUAAACAAAUUAAACAAAGAAGUAUAUAUUAAUGUGCAUUAAUUUUCAGUAAUUAUUCUUUUAUUGUUUUCCCUUUAAAUAGUAAUCAAAUUUAUCCAAACAUUGAUUUAAUAUUGGAUU